GGGGCCUGGUGGGUAACGCGAGGCGCGGACGGAAGCCGCCUGGGGUCAGCGCGGGAGCGACGCGCGAAGUCCGGAGCCGCGCGCCGCCCGGGCGGGAGGCCUGCGCGGGGGCGAUGGCGGAGCGGCCCGAGGACUUGAACCUCCCCAACGCGGUCAUCACCAGGAUCAUCAAGGAGGCGCUCCCGGACGGCGUGAACAUCUCCAAGGAGGCCCGCAGCGCCAUCUCCCGCGCCGCCAGCGUCUUCGUGCUGUACGCCACGUCCUGCGCCAACAACUUCGCCAUGAAGGGGAAACGCAAGACGCUGAACGCCAGCGACGUGCUCUCGGCCAUGGAGGAGAUGGAGUUUCAGCGGUUCAUCGCCCCCCUGAAAGAAGCCCUGGAAGCCUACAGGAGAGAGCAGAAGGGCAAGAAGGAAGCCUCCGAGCAAAAGAAGAAGGACAAGGACAAGAAAGCCGAUUCAGAAGAGCAGGAUAAGAGCCGGGAGGAAGACAACGAGGAGGACGAGGAGCGGCUGGAGGAGGAGGAGCAGAAUGAGGAGGAAGAGGUGGACAACUGACCGGGUUGCCGCCCCCCCCCCCCACACACACACACCUUGGGGGUACCUGGAGAGGUUCUUGAGUGUAGCACCCCUGGGUGCAAGGUUGGACGGAGUGAACAGUGCAUCCCAGCAUCAGUGCAUCUGAGGUGCAGAAUCCCAUUCCGCCUUGGUCUGAGGUCAAGGACUUUUGGCAACGGGAUUCUGAGUGGCUCGCUUGAGUGGCCGAUUUGAGCCUUCCUGGUUUACUUGUAUAUGGAACUAGGCAGUUUCUGAUUCCCACCCCCCUUCUCACACAUAUACAGAUUACUUAAAGUCACUUAAAAAAAAAGUGAUUUCUACGCUGCCCACAGGGUACUAGAGGCAGACCACCUCGGGGAAAGAUGGGAUUGGUUGCUGGUCCGCCUGUUGUUCUGUCCAGUAUUUGGCAAUCCUGGCAGAUCGCAAGUGUUCUGGAUGGUUCAGCUUGGGGCACCUAUGGAAAAGCUAUUGGAGAAGAACAGACGCUGCUGGGUUGGUUCUUACUUGACAGUAGCAGCCUGGAGCCUCGCUCCAUUGCCUGGGGGCAUUGGGCCCUCCAGAGGAGCUGGACUCGGCACCCCUGCUUUUAGCUCAGCAUUGUGAAAUGGAAUUGCCAAGCAAGCCAGAGUGCCAGUGGUUCCCUUGUAGAGCAUACUCCGCUGCUCUGAAAAAGCAUUGGUGUUCGUAGUAACCUGGAAGGUGUAAAAUUGUAGGCUUUUUCUUCUAUUUCCUCUCAGAGUAAUGGCUUUUCACUCUUCAGGUAUAUCCCAAACUUUGUUUCCCCUGAGCAGAACUCUCCCUCUCUCAGCUUCUCUUUUGCCUCUCCUUUUUGUCUUUCUUCCCUUCGUGUCAUCCUCCUUUCUCCCUCUCCCCCUGACUUUCCCGCUUCUCAUUCUUCGCUCUCUUCUACCCACCUAGGAACUUUGAUAACCUUCUUAUAGUCCAAAGUAUAACUGGUUCCUUAGUUCUAAUCCCGUGUCUUAGAAGUGCUUUUGGGAGCCAGGGAGAUGCUGCAAAGUGCUGGGGCUUGUGCUUUGCUUGCAGUUCUUUGAUUCCAGCACCCCGUGGUCCCCUAGGCACUGCUGGGUGUGGCCCCAGCUUUGAACCUUAAAGAAAAUCUGAUGGUGCUCAGGAAUCUAAUGUCCAUAGUUCUCCACCAUCUCCUCCAUCCUACCCGCUUGCUGCUUCAAAAGUACCUCUGUUGACCUUUCCAGGUCUUUCUUUUUCCAUUUUGGUGCUCCAAGCACUUCUGUUUGUUUCUAAGUUGGGGGUUGGAGGAAUUCACAGGCCAUGAAGUAAUAGUUUGACACUGUUAGUUUGUUCAAUGAAUUCAGUAAAAAGUUGAUAAAUGAAAAAUGUUGGGGAAAAUUCUAAUACUUUGUAUAAAUAAAGAGCAUUCUUGA
This is a messenger RNA of Sorex fumeus (smoky shrew), 1960 nucleotides long. RefSeq names its product DNA polymerase epsilon 3, accessory subunit (gene POLE3). The transcript is spliced from 4 exons. Lineage: Eukaryota; Metazoa; Chordata; Mammalia; Eulipotyphla; Soricidae. The record is from RefSeq and is a predicted model, not a curated record. Gene Ontology annotation, biological process: DNA damage response; leading strand elongation; heterochromatin formation. Bases 114 to 557 code for a protein of 147 amino acids. Gene Ontology annotation, molecular function: protein heterodimerization activity; chromatin DNA binding. Gene Ontology annotation, cellular component: CHRAC; epsilon DNA polymerase complex.